This is a messenger RNA of Paramuricea clavata, 768 nucleotides long. Lineage: Eukaryota; Metazoa; Cnidaria; Anthozoa; Malacalcyonacea; Plexauridae. The record is from the annotation of a GenBank genome assembly.
AUGAAUGUACACGAGAACCCUGAUGUCGAAACUGCGCAACCAAACACCCCGGUAGAGUCGAUAGUUGAUUCCCCAACCCCGAGUCUACAGCCAGUACAUGCUCAUAUGGUUAGAGCGAAACUUCCCAAGCUCAAGGUGAAGAAGUUUCACAGCAAACUCGAAGACUGGCAAGAGUUCUGGGAUGACUUCGAAAGUGUGAUCCACCGCAAUGGAAGUUUAUCGAAUGUCGAUAAAUUUAAUUACCUUAGAGCCCUGUUGACGGGACAGGCGAAAUCUGUGAUUGCAGGGUUUUCAUUAACAUCGGCAAACUACGAGUCUGCAGUGCAACGUUUGAGGAAAAGAUAUGGUAAAAAUACAUUGAUUAAAUGUACCCAUAUACAGGAAUUAUUGACUGUACAACAGGUGUAUAGUGUGAGAGAUUGUGGGCGUUUACGAGUAUUAUUUGACAAGAUAGAAACACAUUAUCAUGGACUGGAAGCCCUUGGUGUGGACGAGGCAACUUAUUCUGACAUUGUUGUACCUGCUAUUCUGGAAAAGAUCCCUGAAGUUGUACAUUUGACUAUAAGUCGUGACAAACUUCACAGUGACUGGAGUAUGAACGAUGUACUAACUGCCUUGGAGAAAGAAAUUGAACUGAGAGAGAAAUACCAGACCAAUCGCCAAAAGGAGAUGUAUAAUGGCAGAAACAAUGGUCCAUCCACAGGGAGUGUGUUAAAUGUUGUAAAACAAGACGAAAGCUGCGUUCUGUCAAGGGAAACACCACCAUGA